UUGCAAUAGUAUGCAUACAAGUCAAGAAAUCGAAGUCCAACCUCAGCCUUAUUCUUCAAACUCAGCUGUUAUUCAUGUCUCUUAUUAUUUAUUUUGAUUGCAUACCUGGAUUUUAAGAUCAAGUUAGAAAAUUCUGAAAACACCAAUCCUUGGAUUCUUUUUAUUGAGUCAUCUCCCAAAACAGAGUCCGCAAAAACCCUUCUUUCCACCAAAUUCGUUUUCUUUCUUCCCUUCUGAAAAGAAAAAACAGAAACAAGACAAAACAAAGAAGAAGAAAAGCAGCUAGAUUCAUAUCAGAAAACUUGAAUUCUGUCAAGGGAAAGAUAAUGGAUGAUAAGGAGCCUGAGUUUGGAGCUGAUUUGGAUUCCAGCCAAAUGUGUGAGAAAUUGUCACCAUCUGUUUUGCAAAACCAGAUUGGCAGAAGCCAAGGAGAGCUGCUGCUGCAGAAGAAGAAGAAGAAGAAGAAAUUGAAAAAGUUGACAUCAAUCAAGCUCUCCAAAUCACCAAGCCUGAAGCCGUACCGAAAGAGAUCCAGCAGUAUAUCCAAUCACCAUGUAUCCUCCACUGAUGGUUCUUCUGAUACAAGUACUGAAAACCUACAGAAUUCCGCAAGAACAUUAACGAGACGGUCUAGUUUUAAGCCUGCAAAGAAUUUGACGAGAAUUUCCAGCUUAAAAUUUAGAAACCCUUUGAUGAGGAAGUGCUCUGGAGGAACCCAAAUGAAUAAUAUUAAUCUCAAGAAAUCAAGAAUGUCUAAGCUUGCAAGUUCUGCCUGCUCAAGAAUGUCAACCAGCGAUGCAGAAUCAUCAUCUCCAAGAUCCGUUAAUUUAAAGCCGAAAACUUUUUCUGGUCACAAUUCAGCGUUGAAUGUCCCAACAAAAUCUAUGAUGACAAAACACUCUGAACUCCCUAAAGUUCCGGAAUUCAGAGUACAAAGAGCUACAUGUUCUUCGGCCCUCAAAGCUUCCAAGUUGCCUGAAAUUGGGGAUCAUGAGGCAGAGGGAACUGAAUCUGAGGGGGGUUCGGCCGCCAAGGUUUGUCCAUUCACUUACUGCUCACUUCAUGGUCAUCGCCACACCAAUGUACCCCCACUCAAGCGCCUCAUUUCGAUAAGGAGGCGCAUGUUGAGGGCUCAGAGGGGAGUGACACGGGCAACUCAACCGUUGGAGAGAGUGAAAAGGUCUGGCAAAACUAAGGAGGAUCAGACGAAUCACAUGGCCUGCAAUGGAAAUGGCGCAGUUCAUAAAAUGAAUGCUAUGGUGUCACUCCCUGCAGCGGAUGGUGUAAGUCCGGAAUGUUGUUGCAUUGGUACAGAUUUGGAAGCCACCAACACAGACUGGAAGGAAGAGAAAAUUGCAGCAUCUAAUCACAAUGAAGGUGUUCAAUCCACUUGCACAGAUGAUCCCAGCAAUAGUGAUCCUAAAUUGUUUGGAAAAACUAUGGAGGUCGAUGAUUGCACAACUGUCAAACUACCCAAUAAAUUGGAAAGACCAAUCCCUCAAGAAGCUGUGCAAUCAACAAGGAACAAUGAAAUCUCUGCUGCUUCUGAUUCUCAAGCUUCGAAGGAACAAAAUGCAGGUAAGGAGGACAAAAGUGGAAGUAAGCAUGCAAAGGAUCAGAAAUAUACCCGAAUGUGGCAGUUGAUGUACAAGCACGCUAUAAAAGGUGUCACUCCAAAUGUUGAUGACCAGCUCCCUCUUAAUGGAUCAGACAAGGAAGAACAACUAGAGGGUGCCAACACCAUCUGUGAAAAUGACAAUUUAAGUUUCUCCGAAAUAGAUGAUCAUACAGCUUUCGUAAAUCACAGCGCAGGAGGCGAAACUACUGAGAUAUGCCGCCAUGAUGCCAUUCAGCUGGUGCAGGAAGCAUUUGAUUGCAUUCUUCUCCCGGAAAUUCAGGACUGCUCAUAUGAUGAUGAAUCAUCUACUAGUGGCGUCAGGUCAGACUGGGAAGCAUUAGAACAGACUACGGAUGAGAGUGGGGAGCGGAGGACUUCAAUUGCCACCAGUCGUUCGUCUGAGGACAGUACAGCACAAAAUACAAAAGAAGCGAAAACAGUAUCAGAAGUUGGAGAGAAGACUGACAAAAAAACACCCAAGAGCUGGAGCAGUCUGAAAAAAUUCAUUCUCCUCAAGAGAUUUGUCAAGGCAGUUGACAAGGUGAGGAACCUCAAUUACCCGAAGCAAAAAUACUUGCCCUUGGAUCCUGAUUCAGAAGCAGAAAAGGUCAAUCUAAGGCAGCAAAAGACAGAAGAGAGAAAGAAUGCCGAGGAGUGGAUGCUUGAUUAUGCACUUCAACAGGUUAUAUCUAAACUACCUCCAGCUCAACAAAGAAGAGUAGCGUUGCUCGUCGAAGCUUUUGAAACAGUUCUCCCGUUUCCAGAAAUUAAGAGUAGCCAGAGGUCCAAUGUAACAAAUUCCACUGAAUCAAAUACUCAAGUCUGCAAUGGUUUGUCAGUUCAAAAUUUUAUUCAUCAAGGUGAAGAGAGUCACUCGAGAACAUCUGCCGGAGUCUUGCUUGGGAAUGUGUCAUGUCCAAAGAAAAGUUUCAAUGAGUAUCCAGAUCAGGUCAGUGAUUUUCAAAUGCAAGAGGAGCAAAGUCAAGUGAAUUUGCUCAGGACAGACCACUGUUUUAUUCAAACCAAGCGAGAUAUUACUGUUCCUGAGGCCACUGGUGAAGAUCAGAAGAAGAAUCAAAUUGUUUCUAUAAAUGCUUGCUAUUUGGAUGACAAAGUCAUUGACUUAACCAAUUUUGCUGUAUCAGAAACCAAAGAUCCAUGGUUAUGUGAUGAUACCUCCUUGAAGCAAGAUGAACACGGUAGGAUCAUUUGUGAUGGUCUCGUAAAUGAAGCGGUUCAAGAAGCCUCCAAAGAAGUUACUUCAAUCACGAGUUUGGAACUUAGCAACCUCGGUCCGAUAUUGGAAAACAUCAAAUCUGAGACCAAUAAACUAAUGGCCGACACUGCCGAAAAAUUGAAUUCAUCUGAGGACCAGAGUACUGAAAAUCAUGUGGGCUCAACAGCAGAUAACACGGUGGUCUCUUUAGCUUCCAUAGGAUCAACUGAGGAGCAAAUGGCAGCAAGAGAAGAAGUGAGCGGGGUAGCACAUGAAGGCCGGUUGGAAAAGCAGAAAUAUACGAACUUAUGGUUCUUAGUGUAUAAGCAUAUGGCUUCAACUAUCGAUGCAAAAGAUGGAGACAAACCACUCGAAGGAGCUGAAGAGGAACAAGUAGACGACGCCAACAGAUUGCCCGAAAUAGAUCAAGAGAAAAGUCACCAUGAAGACAACAAAAAGGUUGAACUCCGCCAUAUUGAAGCAAUCAAGCUGCAGGUUGAGAAAGCGAUUGAUGAAAUUGUUCUUCCAGAGAACCAGGAUGAAUCAGAUGAUGAUAAAUCAAGCACUAGAGGAUCAAGUCCAGAGCAGGAACCUCCAAAAAAUAAAGUUGUCAUAGAAGGGAAAUCUUUCAUGUCGAAAUCCACCAACUCUGCCAAGUUUGAUAAUGCUACCAUUCAAGAAGAAAUUUCAGUCGGAGAGGCGGAAGACAAACCUGCCAAGAAAAUGUCGAAGAACUGGAGCAAUCUGAAAAAAAUGAUUCUUCUUAACAGAUUUAUCAAGGCAAUGGAAAAUGUAAAGAAGUUCAACCCACGAGGGCCACGAUAUCUGCCCUUUGCGCCUGACCCCGAAGCAGAGAAGGUUAAUCUAAAGCAUCUAUACAUGGAUGACAGGAAGAAUUCCGAGGAAUGGAUGCUUGAUUAUGCCCUUCAACAAGCUGUUGCCAGAUUAACUCCAGCUCGGAAAAGAAAAGUAUCACUUCUCGUAGAGGCUUUCGAAACAGUCAUUCCAACCGAUGGAAUUCCAAACCCAUUCAAGCCACAAGUUGCUCACUGACUUCAGGUAUGGGCAACUAGAAGAGGGCUGCAUGUCCAUGGUAGGAACCUCAGUUUUUUUUUCGUUUUUUUUGUUUUUUGUUUUCCUUGGUUUUUUUCACAGUUAAAAUUGUAGUUUAUUGCAUCAUAUAAAAGGCAGAAGUGCACAAUAUACAGAUGUAAGUCAUCAUCAAAUAUUCGUAGUGUCUUUUAAGCUAUAUGUAUGCUGGAACAUCCUUUGAACUUGUUUCCAUUGUUUAAUUCAAAGACCUUUCGAGA
This is a messenger RNA of Malus domestica (apple), 4144 nucleotides long. RefSeq lists its product as uncharacterized. The record is from RefSeq and is a predicted model, not a curated record. NCBI's taxonomy places the organism in Eukaryota, Viridiplantae, Streptophyta, Magnoliopsida, Rosales, Rosaceae. Gene Ontology annotation, molecular function: calmodulin binding.